AGUAUCAAUCAUUCGGAAAAGGAAAGCAAAAGCCUUCCCCUUUUCCCCGGAGCCGCCCUCCAUUACCCUAUCCGAUUCUCUCCUUUCCUUUUUCGGAGGAAUAAGAUUCCGCCUUUUCUGCUGCUGCCUACGUCGGCAGAGCACCUGAAGCUGGCGAUGAUGACGGUCGACUGGGAUUCCGAGUCUUACCCAGCAGUCAGCGACUUCACAGCCCUCCCACUCUUUGCCCUGUACUUCCCGGUUCUUCGUCUUCUCCUCGACAAAUUCGUCUUCGAGGGAUUGGCGAGGCGGCUGAUUUUCGGGAAGAAUCAUGCCAAGCUGGACCUCGAGGCGGUUCAUAGGAGGAAGAAGAUCAUUAAGUUUAGGGAGUCGGCGUGGAAAUGCCUCUAUUUUUUCUCUGCGGAGAUCUUGAAUGUUUAUCUUUGUUACAGCGAGCCAUGGUUCACUAAUACGAAGUACUUCUGGGUGGGACCGGAAGAUCAGAUUUGGCCCGAUCAGAAGAUGAAAUUGAAGUUGAAGGGUCUCUACAUGUAUGCUGCUGGGUUUUACACGUAUUCCAUAUUUGCCUUGAUUUUCUGGGAAACAAGGCGAUCGGACAUGCUUGUCACGAUGGCCCAUCAUGUAUCAACUGUCCUUCUCCUCGUCUUGUCCUACAUGUUCAGAUUCGCUCGUGUUGGAGCAGUUGUCUUAGCCCUCCACGAUGUGACUGAUGUUUUCAUGGAAGUGGCAAAGAUGUCGAAGUAUAGUGGCUAUCAACGGGUCGCUGACACUUUCUUUAUCCUUUUUGGAGUCUGUUGGACUCUGUUCCGCACUUUCUGCUAUCCCAUUUGGGUUCUCCGUAGCACAAGUUACGAGGUUCUUCUGACUUUGGAUAUGGAGAAGCACAAGGUGGAUGGAACUAUAUACUAUUACAUCUUCAACACGCUUCUGUUCUUCUUGCUGAUCAUUGAUAUGUACUGGUGGGUGUUGUUAUGUCGGAUGGUCGUGAAACUGAUCCAAACCGGCCACGUCAAUGAUGAUGUUCGAUCAGAUUCAGAAAGUGAUGAAGAUCACGAGGAUUAAUCAUUCAUAGCAGAAGAUCAUAAAGGAUAAACACACAUCUUCGUGAUAAGGCAUUCUCAGUCAUUCUAUUUUCCAGAGGAACUCCAGAUGGAGUGAUCUACGAUGUGCGGGAUUGCUUAAACUGCUUCUGGUUAUUUAUACAUCAUCCGAAACCUUAAAAGAUAUGGUGGGCUAGCUGAGUAAAUUUAGAUAGGAUCGGCUGAUCCGGGAUUGGAAAAAUGUGCAAAGUUUCACAAAUCAUUUCGUCAAUAGAUGAUAUGAAUAUAUAUUCUGAUUCAUCAACACGUAAUAUAUGGAUGUUUAUCGUGUCCCGA
This is a messenger RNA of Punica granatum (pomegranate), 1376 nucleotides long. The record is from RefSeq and is a predicted model, not a curated record. Lineage: Eukaryota; Viridiplantae; Streptophyta; Magnoliopsida; Myrtales; Lythraceae.